AAAGCAUGUAUGGAUAAAGGAUAUCUAAGGAUACGGAUAUCAGUUUUCAUUUGUAAAUCAGGUGAAUUCAAAAUAUAAUCAAGAGAAGAUGUAUUUUUAAAAUGUAAAGCAUAGCUUGUGUGGCUUCUUAGCUCCACCAUGGACCCUCUAGUAUAAAAUGAGACUAACUCUAAUCUCUCUGCUUCUGAGAAUCGGUAUUCUCAGGUUCUUCAAGUUGCAUCAAGUGUUUCCAAAUCGCUCUCUUUUGAAGAAAGCAGAACCACAACUGUUUCCUCACUGUUUUCUUUUUCUCUGCAGAAAGGCAGUGAGUUUAAGGUCCAGUUGGAUUUCCUGUGGACCAAAGAGGAGACUGCCUGGAUGCUAUUGAUCCCCAGCACUCAGCAGUGCAAACGCCCUUGGGUGUGCUUUACUUCUAGCUAAUAGAAGUGGCCCAGAUGAAAGUAGGGAGGUCUGGCUGGGGGUGGGUGCACCCGAGUGCUCAGCAUCCAGCUGAGAGUGAGAUUCCUGAGGAAAGCCCCCUUCCUGUCACAGCACCCACAGCAUUCUGAAUCUGCUUGCAGCCCAGCGGCCUCGCCGAGGAUGCUCCAUUUAAAAGUGCAGUUUUUGGAUGAUUCCCAGAAGAUUUUUGUGGUUGAUCAAAAAUCAUCCGGAAAGGCACUCUUUAACCUGAGCUGCAGCCAUCUCAAUCUUUCUGAAAAGGAAUAUUUUGGAUUAGAAUUCUGCAGCCAUUCUGGAAAUAAUGUUUGGUUGGAACUUCUGAAGCCUAUAACAAAGCAAGUAAAAAAUCCUAAGGAGGUUGUUUUCAAAUUUAUGGUGAAAUUUUUCCCAGUGGACCCUGGACACCUUCGGGAAGAACUCACAAGGUAUCUUUUCACUCUUCAAAUAAAGAAGGAUUUGGCUCUGGGAAGGCUGCCAUGCAGUGAUAACUGUACAGCAUUAAUGGUGUCACACAUCUUGCAAUCAGAAUUAGGAGACUUUCAUGAAGAAACUGUUAGGAAGCAUCUGGUACAAACCCAGUAUUUACCAAGCCAAGACUGUUUAGAGAGCAAGAUCAUACACUUUCAUCAGCAGCACAUUGGCCGCAGCCCAGCUGAAUCAGACAUUCUGCUACUGGACAUAGCAAGGAAGCUGGAUAUGUAUGGCAUCAGACCUCAGCCCGCCAGUGAUGGUGAAGGGAUGCAGAUUCACCUGGCUGUUGCUCACAUGGGAGUACUGGUGUUACGGGGAAAUACAAAGAUUAAUACUUUCAACUGGGCUAAGAUCCGAAAGUUGAGUUUUAAGAGAAAGCAUUUUCUCAUCAAACUUCAUGCUAAUAUUUUGGUGUUGUGCAAAGACACUUUGGAGUUCACCAUGUCUAGCCGAGAUGCAUGCAAGGCUUUCUGGAAGACUUGUGUGGAGUACCAUGCUUUCUUCAGGCUUUCCGAAGAGCCCAAAUCAAAGCCCAAAACACUACUCUGCAGCAAGGGUUCCAGUUUCCGCUACAGUGGAAGAACUCAAAGGCAACUUUUGGAAUAUGGGAAAAAGGGGAGGUUAAAGAGCCUGCCGUUUGAAAGGAAACAGUAUCCAUCUCAGUAUCAUGAACGGCAGUGCAGGUCAUCACCAGACAUUCUCUCUGAUGUGUCAAAACAAGUGGAAGAUCUGAGGCUUGCAUAUGGCAGUGCUUACUACCGAAAUGUGAAUGGAGUGCACGCAUCUGAGCCUAUGCUAGACAGCAGGAGGAGGAACUCAGCAGUCGAGGUGACAUUUGCAGCAGAGCUGGAGCGUUCCAAACCAGAGGCAGAUCCCACACCGCUCCACCCAUCCCAAAGCAGUUCCUCUUUCACCUUUGUUUAUGCGGAUCCUGUCUUUAGCACGGACCCUGAUCCCAUAGACUUCUUUGAGGAACGGAGCCCUCUAAGCUCCUUCCAAACAAACUCCAAGUUUGUGGACAAUCACAUAAGCACAUCUCCUGGUUUCACAAGCAAAGUGAGUCCAGCAAGGCAGCUAACAUACACCGAUGUGCCCUAUAUUCCUUGUACUAGUCAACAGGUUGAUAUUAUGCCUCCUCAAGUCUUUUUUUAUGUGGACAAGCCACCCCAGGUACCCAGAUGGUCUCCAAUCAUGGCAGAGGAAAGUGUGAGACCAGGCAGCUGUAUAGAUCCCAGUGCAAUAAAACCAGCCAAAAGGAGCCCAAGGAAUACCAGGAUAAAAAGCUUACAGCAAGACCUUCAAGAACUCCAAGAAGCUAUGGCUAGAACUAGUGGUAGGAGCAAUAUCAAUGUAGACCUAGGGGAGGAAGACCCACAUUUAGAUGAUGCAUUUGCAUAUAACCUUCAAGAGCAAACUCCUAAACGAUCUCAGAGCCAAUCGGACAUGAAAACUAUCCGUUUUCCUUUUGGGUCAGAAUUUAGACCUUUAGGACCUUGUCCUGCUUUGACUCGUAAAACAGAUCCGUUUACAUGUACAUUUGCAGAGCAGGAGUUUCCCACAGUUCUAAUGGACCAGAGCUCAGCAGAGAGGUAUGUAGCUAGUGAGUCCAGUGAUUCAGAAUCAGAAAUUCUUAAACCAGACUACUACUCUUUGUAUGGCAAAGGAACAAAGUCACCUAAGGCCCGAAUCCGCUUGUCUUCUGGUAGUCUGCAGCUAGAUGAAGAGGAUGAAGAUAUUUCUUUCACCACACCAGGUGCUGAAGACAGAACUUUGCUAAAGCCAUGCAACUAUUUCUUAGCUUGAAAGAGGGAACUCUGUGAAUGUUCCUGGCCAGUUCCAUGUUACUACCUUAGGUAAGACAUAAGAACCUUUUGAUACACCGUUUCCUUAGUCCUCUUAAUUGAUGCCAAGAGACUCUUCUCAUUUCAGGCACCCAGCUUAAGAAAGAUAAAGUUGCUGCCUCAUUCUAUGAGCUUCACUCUUGUCUUUCCUCCAAACAGACUCUUGAACAUGCCUUCUCCCCAGCACUAUGGCAGUGUGAGGGAAGUGUAUGACACCACCAUUAUACAUUUCUUUGAGCAGAUAUAAUAAAUGAAGAGCCAUUCUUCAAUGCUGAAGAACGAUGAUGUGGUUGGUGUAUGGACUGGCUUCUAAUGCCACUUUGUGAUUUAGCAGUCCAUGAUUAUGUUGGGUGUGUGUGUGUGUGUGUGUGUGUGUGUGUGUGUGUGUGUGUGCAAGUGUGCAAGCGCACGCGCUUAUGUAACACUAAAUUAUGGUUUCUCUCCUCAUGACUUGUUUGGGACCCAGUGAACAGUCUUGUUAUAUACUAAGAAUGUUAAUAUACAUAGGUGGGUGGCAUAGAUCCUCUUAGCAGAACAUGUUUAGAAUUAAUAGAAGAUUUGACAGAAUCUCACUGCUGGAUAUUCAUGGAUUAGGCUCAUUUCUCAAGCCAGAUAAUGUGCCUGAUGAAGACAUUAUGAUGUUGAUUUCUAAUUUCUCUCUUCUUAACUACUUAUUAUAUAUGGUAGGAAUCAAUGUUAACAAGCAAGUUUGUUUAUUAAUUUCUCCUGCCGGAAUUUAUUUUUGCCAUAUCUUGGUUGCAUGCAUGUAGGCAAGGAUCUGAGGUGUUAUUUUAAUAAAGAGUGAUGGAAAAUCCACUCAAACAGAAGUUAUAUGUAUGGCCUUCUUUUUGUUUUAAUAAAGUCUGGAAGUAGGUAGUUCUGGCCUAUAGCUACAGAACAGGACCGUUAGAGAAUGGAAAAAGGACAGGGACAAGAGAGCAUGUAUGGCCAGGGUGAAGUGGGAAUAAGCAAUGGCUGAGACAAAGACAACACUGACAUCAGGCUCUGACAGGGAAUGAAAGUUCUCAUGCUCCUCUUGCCUAAUCCUCCGGUAUGCCGGGACUUACAGGGAUGUGACGCGGUGUGAAGCUCAAUUCGAUUGCUUUUUAAAAAUGUUAUGUGUAUGAGUAUGCAUGCCAUGUGCAUGCCUGCUGCCCAUAGAAGCCAGAAGGUGGGGUGGGAUCCCCUGCAAUGGGAGUGACAGACAGUUGUAAGCUACCAUGUUGGUGCUAGGAACCCAGCCCAGAUCUUCUGCUGAAGUGGCCAGUGUUCUUAAGGACUAAGCAAUUUAUCUAACCCUCAAAAUUCUACUUUUGACCCAUUCAAUAUUUGUCUACCAAUCCUCCUGGAAGACUAUUGAAGAAUUUUGUUGAUAAUCUUAAGUCCAAUGUAUUUUCAGGACAAUGUUAAAUAUAAAUGUCAAAUAAGUGAUGUGAUAGCAUAAACAACUUCAUAUGUAAUUUAAUAAGAGAAAUGGUAGAUGACACAUUUCUUUAUUCUCUACAUCAGAAAAAACAACUUUUACAUGCUUCAUUCCACUCCUUUUUUUCUGUUCCUGGACACAAAUCCACUAAGUCACAGACAUAGAGUAGUUCUUUAAAACUAAGUAUAUACUGAAGCCUGACCACCUAUUCAUCAUUUAUACAGAUCUUUAUUAGUUUUUAUAAAUUACCUGUAAUAUUUUCUCCACAAGAAAUUCAAAAUUGUGUAUGUUAUAUGCUUUUUCUCAUCUCAUCUUCAUUUUUAAAAACUUUGGCUAAAUAUAUAUUUUCCUUAAGAACUAUAUAGUUCAAAUCUGUAUGUGAUAUUUUAUUAAAAUGGUAAUUAGGGAGAUCAUUGAAUUGGUUGUCUGAAGACAUUUUUGUUAAGGUAGGAGACAGAAAUCAGGAUAUAUGUGUUCAGCUAUAAGUAGAGUCAAUUCUUAGUAACUUUUCAUUUCAAUGGAAACCUUGGUUACGUUCUAAUAGGAAAAGGAAGAAUAUUUUUAAACAAUUAGAAUAACUAAUCAGACCCACUCUCAAGAAAACAAACAUCAAGGAUCAUAAAAUUUAAAUAUUUAUUUUUUUAAAUCCCCCAAACACUGAAGUAUGCUUCACCUAGAAACAGUCUACAGGACUAAAGCUAUAAUGAGUAAGCAAUACAAGUUGUAUUUGGGAUGCAGCUAUGGGGUAAGGUUUUACACAAUCAAUUGAUGAACUUGUUGAUUUUAUUCUUACAAAAAUACGAAUGUAAUCCAUGAUUCAAGUCACACAAUUAUUUGUAGAGCAUUGUGGAGAACAAAAUGUAAUUGAGUUUCAAUUACAGAGCAGAUGAAAAAAAUCUAACCAAAUCAUUACUUCAAAAUACAAAGACAAGCAACUGUUCCAGUAUAGGCACCAGUGACAAGAAUGUUCUUAGCACAUGACAUUACAUCUUCUCAAGUGUCUGUAUUUCUUUUUUCAAAGAAGGGAUGUAAUUGCCACUUCAACUAAAAACUGUAUUGUUUACUUGUA
This is a messenger RNA of Peromyscus leucopus (white-footed mouse), 5242 nucleotides long. RefSeq names its product FERM domain containing 7 (gene Frmd7). The record is from RefSeq and is a predicted model, not a curated record. The transcript is spliced from 12 exons. Bases 580 to 2712 code for a protein of 710 amino acids. Gene Ontology annotation, cellular component: cytoskeleton. Lineage: Eukaryota; Metazoa; Chordata; Mammalia; Rodentia; Cricetidae. Gene Ontology annotation, molecular function: guanyl-nucleotide exchange factor activity.